CUGCUUUCUUCACUAGACCUCUACUCCACUCCUCUCCUAUCUACUCAACUACUCUACUGUGACACUACCCUCUCCCCCAGUGUGAGUCUGGAGGGUUUUGACACAGAAGAGAUGGAGCAGGUACUCCUUGGGGCCCUGGAGAGGUUCAGCAGAGGGGGGCGGGACCCUCGCCGAGCCCCCAUCACCUCCUAUGGCCAGGAACUGGGCUCCCUGCUGUCACUCACAGAGGAGGAGGCGGGCUGCCAGACCCAGCUCUUCUCCCCAUUUGAGUCGUCUCAGCUGCAGGGCUUCAGUGCCUCCGCUCCCUCCCUGUGUGCCAGUCCCAGUCUGCGCCAGCUACCCAAAGCCAACCUCCACCCUCCAACCCACGCACACACUCAUACACACUCUCAGACACCUCACACACACCCCUACACACACUCACAAAACCACCACCAGCAUCAUCAUCAUCAGCCUUGCCAUCGCUCCUACUCAAACUCCAAUUCCAUCUCCCAACGCCACUACCAAGAGUCUUCCCUGGGCUCUGUAUUUGGGGGUUCCACACAGAGUGUGGAUGAGGAGCUUGGUGAGCUGUGGAGGCAGGAAGAGAGGCAGCGGCUGGGUGAAGAGAGAGAGAGAGAGAGGUGGAGGGAGGAGAGAAGGACGGAGGGACUGAGGGGUGCUCCCCCCGGGGAGGAGAGGGGGGAGAAGACAGGAAGUCCUCUGGGACGCACCUUCAGCUUCCUGCGCAAGAUGGCCGGCCAGCGCAAGAACAAAGAGAAGGAGCGGAUGAAGGAGAGGGAGAAGGAGGCGCGGGAGCGGGAGGCGCGCUACAGCAACGGUCACCUCUUCACUUCCCUCACCGUGUCUGCCACCACCCUCUGUUCCGCCUGCAACAAAAGCAUCACCGCUAAAGAGGCCCUCAGCUGCCCCACCUGCAAUGUCACCAUCCACAACCGCUGUCGAGACACACUGGCCAACUGUGCCAAGAUGAAACAAAAGCAACAGAAGCUAGCCCUGGUGAGGAACAGCUCCGCGCUGCCGAACGUAGCUCUGAGGACCAAAACCCCUAUGAUGAAGGAGCGGCCCAGCUCAGCCAUCUACCCGUCCGACAGUCUCCGUCAGUCCCUGCUGGGCUCUCGCCGUGUCCGCUCUGGCCUCUCCCUCUCCAAGAGUGUCUCCACACAAAACCUUGCAGGGAAUCUGAAUGACGACUCACCGUUGGGGCUGCGGAGGAUCCUGUCUCAGUCCACAGACUCCCUGAACUUCAGAAACAGAGCCAUGUCAAUGGAGUCCCUCAACGACGAGGGGGAGGUGUACUAUGCUGCCAUGUUGGAGGAGCUGGAGAGGGAGGGGAAGGACUUUGAGGCUGACUCGUGGAGCCGGGCCGUAGACCCCUCCUACCUGCAGACGCACCGCAAAGACGUCAUCAAGAGACAGGACGUCAUCUAUGAGCUGAUCCAGACAGAGUUCCACCACGUGAGGACCCUGCGGAUCAUGGAGGGGGUGUUCCGGCAGGGCAUGCUGGACGAGGUGCUGCUGGAGCCGGGCGUGGCGCACGCUGUCUUCCCCUGUCUGGAGCAGCUGAUGGCGCUACACACACGUUUCCUUUCCCAGCUUAUGACACGACGCACACACAGUCUAGCCCCCGGGAGCAGUACCAACUUCACUAUCAACCAACUGGGGGAUAUACUAACUGAACAGUUCUCAGGGCAGUGUGCAGAUGAGAUGAGGAAAGCCUAUGCUGAGUUCUGUAGCCGCCACCCCAAAGCUGUGAAACUAUACAAGGAACUGCUGGCCAGAGACAAGAGGUUUCAGCACUUCAUACGGAGGGUAAGCCGGGGGCCCCUGCUGCGUCGCCAUGGCAUCCAGGAGUGCAUCCUGCUGGUGACUCAACGCAUCACCAAAUACCCUGUCCUAAUCCAGCGCAUCCUGGACAACACCAAGGGCAGUGAAGAGGAGGCCCAGUCCUUAGCCCAGUCCCUGUCUCUGAUCCGGGACUUGUUGAGCUCUGUGGACCAGCAGGUGGCAGAGCUGGAGCGGACCCAGAGGCUCCAGGAGAUCAGGGCCAGAUUGGACCCCCGGGCCCAGGCAGAGGUCAGGGGAGGAGGGGUGUUCAGGGGAGGGGAACUGCUCCGCAGGACGCUCCUCCACGAGGGCACACUGCUGUGGAAGACGCAAGGAUCCAGACUCAAAGACGUGCAGGUCCUGCUGAUGACAGACAUCCUGGUGUUCAUGCAGGAGAAGGACCAGAAGUAUUUAUUCCCCUGCAUAGACAAGCCUGCAGUGUUGUCUCUGAAGAACCUGAUCGUGAGGGACAUAGCCAAUCAGGAGCGAGGGAUGUUCCUGAUCAGUGACUCCACCCCCCCAGAGAUGUACGAGCUGCACGGCGCCUCACGAGACGACAGGAACAACUGGAUGAGACUCAUACAGCAGACAGUCAGCAGCUGUCCGUCCAGAGAGGACUUCCCCCUGAUAGAGACAGAGGACAAGGCCUUACUGCGCCGACUCAGAGCUGACAUCCAGCAGAAGGACAGGGAGGUGCUGGAGCUCCUCCAGGAGAGAGUGACUCUGUUCUCUGACCUGGCUGAGGUCACCGGUGGGUGUCAGGAGGUCACGCCCCCCACCAACUCUAGGAACAUCUUCCGGGCCGACACACCCUACGCACCCCAGGCGGAAUACCUACUCACCGACGCCAUCUCAGAGGUUGACAGGCUCAGUGAGUUGCUGCUGGGCUCCAACAUAGAGCUUCCCAAGUCCAAUGGUAGCACCAACGGUACCAAUGAUGACCAGAACCACAAAGGGGCGCCAGUGAGCAAUGGAGAUUCGAUCUCCGUCAACGGGACUCAUGAAAUGAAAGGAAGUCCAGCGUCCAAGGACAGAAAUGGUAACCAGCUACAGGACAGACCCCUAAAUGAGGAGGUGUGUCAGAGGCUUGUGAACCUCAGUGCUCAUCUCCACUCUCUACAGGCCGCCGUCAUUCACCAAGACUCUGUCCUCGAGCUCCGCCUCCAUGAGGGCACUGGCCCUGCCUCCUCAGGUUCCUCCACUCCCACCCCCACUCCUCCAAACUCCUUCCCCAGGCUGUGCCGUUCCAUGUCACGUGACACAGGUCUGGAUGCGGGCAUGGUGGCAGCCAUGGGGGAGAUGGCCAUGCUCCAGAAGCAGCAUGAUCUGCUGCAGGAGGAGGUGGUGAGGCUGCGCCCCCUGGAGGCCAGGCUGAGGGACAGCGAGAGGACCAGGGCUCAGCUGGAGCAGCAGAUCAGGGACAAUAAGGGCAGGAGGGGAAGGAGGGGCAGGAGGGGCAGCAGAGGCAGCAACGAAGACAUUGUGGUGGAUGUUACAGCCUUAGAGCAGGCUCCCUCUAAAAGGAGAGGAAGUGGUGAUGGCGAGCCCAGCCCUGUCGCCCCAUUGGCCUGUCAGGAACCAGUGGACCAAUUGGACGGCGUACUGGAAGGCAGUGAGGAGGAAGAGGAGGAGUCAGAGGAAGAGGCGGAUGUAGUGAAGGUUUCACCACGCUCUGACAGUCCAAGAGAUCUCCAGGAUAUACCGGAGGAGAGCGAGUGCGGACCAGAAGCACAGGAAUCCAAAGCCUGAUUCCGAGACUGUUCUGAAUUAACAUUGACCUCAAACUGGACAUGCAAACCAGAAAACAGGACUUGAGAGCUGGACCAACAUAUUGUCAACCUUCAACCAACCAGACCUGAUAGAAAUUAUCUUCAGUGAUUCCAUCUAUUCGUCUUUCUUUGGCAUAGAAAGCCUACCCAGGAAUUGUGUAUUGUAUCAUGGUAUAUGUUAGUUCGGAGAUGUUAUAUGUUUUUCUAAUGUUAUGUUAAAAGCUUCAUCCUCGGGAUUGAACCCCUUUUUCCAAUCCCACUCUUCGUUUCUUCUUUCCCUUUUCAAAACAAGGAUGACUAAUAAGAGAGAGAGAGAUUAGGGCUGAAGAGGAGGAGUUGUUCGUAACAACAAUGGAAUUCUAAUGGUGGACUGUUGAUCUAUAGGUGUCUGCUGAUACCAGUAGGAACUGUACUGUAACUGCCUGUCGUUGUUGUACAUUUAGUGUCACCUCUCUACAGACCUGGUUUGUCUGUGGUGGUGGAGCUGACUGAUUGAAACUGAACUUAGACCAGUAAAGGAGGGCGUGACAGGAAAAGGGGGAGGACCGGACAGAAAAGGAGGAUAUAUGUAUAUAUAUAUAUAUAUAU
Molecule: messenger RNA, 4184 nt
Organism: Oncorhynchus mykiss (rainbow trout)
Lineage: Eukaryota; Metazoa; Chordata; Actinopteri; Salmoniformes; Salmonidae
Source: RefSeq, a predicted model, not a curated record